UCACCAUCAUAACAGUUCAGUCGCACACUCGCAGGAAACCGCCUCGCCUGUCUCCUUGACACACCCUUAGCUAUUGUUGGCAAAGUACGCGCGCGACAACCUUGACAUUCCCACACGCGCGUUCAGUUGCACGGUGAAAUCUUGUACUUCGUGGAUGCAUAAUUCUUCUCAGGAAAAAAAGGAAAGAAGGACAAGCCAUUUAUGCGGAUAAAGGAAGAUGCACAAACGCCGAGCAGAGUGCAGGUAAACACAGGCACGGCCAUCGCGCAUCCCCGAUAUAUGCCCACACUACCGCACAUCACACACUACGCACAGACACACUCCGCUCAUCAACUUGUAAUGAGAGAUCGCUGCGCAAAGCCGUGCAUUUUUCCUGGAAACGGCGAGGAAAGUACUCUUUAUGUGAGAGAUGACUGAGUGAGUUGCGCGGAUGUUGGAGACAUGGAGAAACGGGCUCUUGUAACGGCGAUCAGCUUGUCCAUGAGCUUGCUCGCGCUCACGCUGCUGGUCACGGCGAUCUUUACCGACCACUGGUACGAAACCGACACCAGGAGCCACAAGGAGAACUGCGACCAAUACGGGUCGGAGUCCAACGACCAGAAGAACAGGGAGAUGCCCAUCUAUCACCUGCCUUUGGUGGACAGUGGGGACGCGAAGCGCAACCUGGCUCUCAUGAAGCCCAUCCACGUAGGGAGUCGAGAGGAGGAACUGCUGGAGAACUGGAGAGCGAUUUUGGGCAUGGGCAUUUUGGAGACGGAGUGCGGGCGCCCGCUGUUCUCCACCUACUCUGGACUUUGGAGGAAAUGCUUCUUCCAGGGAAUGGACAGGGAUAUUGACAAACUCAUUUCUAAGGGUAUUGCAGACCGAUGCACAUCUGUCAAGUACCAUUUCUCCCAACCCAUUAGACUCAGGAACAUCCCUCUCAACCUGACAAGGACCAUACAGCAGGACGAGUGGCACCUCUUACAUCUGAGACGCAUUACAGCGGGGUUCUUGGGCAUGGCUGCUGCCGUGAUGCUGUGUGGAAGCAUUGUGGCCGCCGUGGGAUUUUUCUGGGAGGAGAGCCUCACCCAGCAUGUGUCUGGACUCCUGUUCCUUAUGGCAGGAAUCUUUUGCACAAUCUCACUGUGUACCUACGCUGCCAGUGUCUCAUACGACUUAUCCAGGAACCCUCCCUUCAUCUACGGUCUGCCCAGUGAUGUAGACCAUGCGUACGGGUGGUCCAUCUUCUGUGCAUGGGUCAGUCUGGGCCUAACAGUGGCGUCAGGUUGCAUCUGUACAACUUAUCCCUUCCUGAGCCGCUCAAAGGCUCUUCGCUCCAAAACAGCAAGGGAAUCGUCUGUAUGAGCACGGCCUGGAAUACUCAGCACAACAUUAAUCAGCACUUGGCGCUUUAGUAAAAUGGGUUCAAGUGGGACUUCAUGCUGUAUGGAGCCGUUUUGAAUGUCUUGUAGAUUUCUGAUACCUUUGUUGGGCUCAUGAAAUGUAUUGGUGUUAUACCUAACUGGUGUUAAGACAAGACUGUUGCAUUUUCUGUGUCUUCAACACACAUUUACUUACGAAUCACACACACUCACA
Molecule: messenger RNA, 1578 nt
Organism: Carassius carassius (crucian carp)
Lineage: Eukaryota; Metazoa; Chordata; Actinopteri; Cypriniformes; Cyprinidae
Product: transmembrane protein 178A-like
Exons: 4
Coding region: 442-1347 (301 amino acids)
Biological process (GO): regulation of cytosolic calcium ion concentration; negative regulation of osteoclast differentiation
Cellular component (GO): endoplasmic reticulum membrane
Source: RefSeq, a predicted model, not a curated record